Messenger RNA from Iphiclides podalirius (scarce swallowtail), 240 nucleotides. NCBI's taxonomy places the organism in Eukaryota, Metazoa, Arthropoda, Insecta, Lepidoptera, Papilionidae. The record is from the annotation of a GenBank genome assembly.
AUGGCCCGAGACCAUUUAUUUUCAAUGCCAACUGUACCGAGCGAAGGACAUUCAAAUGCAGGGCAGUUUCAAGAUACAGCUGAUAAAUAUGGGUACUCGGGCCGCGGCAUAGGAUCGUUUGGGCCUGUUACAAAUCCGGCCUCAUUCUUAGUGAAAGCUUUUUGUGUGUGUAAUGCAGUCCACGCAGUUCGAUAUGCAGCUUCUUAUGGAGCCGCUGAACCAGAAAGCCAAAGACACAAG